CCAGUCGUGCACAAACCUCUGGAAGAUCUUUUUGUUUGUUUGUUUCUGUUUUUUUUUUUUUUGGAAAAAGCAAAUAAAUAAAAUAAAAUACAAUAAAACAAACCCCUGCACUUUGGGAACGCGCUGCAGUUCAGAGUAAUGAUGCCACGUACACCAAGCCACUGACUCGCAGAAAGCUCCAGAAACUUUACACCAAAUCGCUUCACCAAGAUGAACUUCUCCAAGACCACCACUGUCAGCCCCUCUGUCUGGAGCUUUAUGGUUAAUUCCAGCCAAGAGGUCUACUCCCUGAACGGCACAGACGCGCCACCAUCUCGGACGAAAUCCAAAGUCUGUGAGCAGCUCAACAUCACCCCUGAGGUCUUCCUCAUUCUCGGCAUCAUCAGCUUGUUGGAGAACAUCCUGGUCAUCUGCGCCAUAGUGAAGAACAAGAACCUGCACUCGCCCAUGUACUUCUUCGUGUGUAGUCUGGCAGUGGCGGACAUGUUGGUGAGCGUGUCGAACGCGUGGGAGACCAUCGUCAUCUACCUGCUCAGCAAUCAACAGCUGGUGGCAGAAGAUCACAUCAUUAGACAAAUAGACAACGUCUUCGACUCCAUGAUCUGCAUCUCUGUGGUGGCGUCCAUGUGCAGCCUCCUGGCCAUCGCCGUGGAUCGCUACGUCACCACUUUUUACGCGCUGCGCUACCACAACAUCAUGACCGUGAAGCGUGCAUCGCUCAUCAUCACCGGGAUUUGGACCUUUUGCACAGGAUGUGGCAUCGUCUUCAUCAUCUACUCCGACAGCACGCUUGUCAUCGUGUGCCUGGUGUCCAUGUUCUUCAUCAUGCUGGCGCUCAUGGCCUCACUGUACACCCACAUGUUCAUGUUGGCCCGCUCGCACGUCAAGCGCAUCGCCGCCCUGCCCGGAUACAACUCCAUCCACCAGAGGACUAACAUGAAAGCGGCCGUCACGCUCACCAUCCUGCUGGGGAUCUUCAUCGUGUGCUGGGCGCCCUUCUUCCUCCACCUCAUCCUCAUGAUCUCCUGCCCGAGGAACCUGUACUGCAUGUGUUUCAUGUCCCACUUCAACAUGUACCUCAUCCUGAUCAUGUGCAACUCCGUCAUCGACCCGCUCAUCUACGCCUUCAGGAGCCAGGAGAUGCGCAAGACGCUCAAGGAGAUCAUCUGCUGCUACAGCCUGAGGAAUGUCCUACGAUGGUCUAAUUGAAUCCACAAAUCCGUGUAUCGUGUGUGCGUCGUUUAAGUUUGUUUUAGCUAGCCGUCGGACAAGUUAUACACCUCACUCGUCAUACUGUUACGUGAAGGAAAAAAACAUGUUAAUACACCAUGCAGAAAACUCCAGCAAUCCCACGUGUUCUGUCGGUGAUCAUACCUGCAUGUGAACGUUUUUCAGAGAACGUCAUCCAGAGAAUGAUAUACUGUGUUCAAAUUAUGUUACAAUAUAAUAUAAUAAUUAUGUUCCAAUAUGCUAGCUCGUAUGUUCCAACAAUGUAUGCUCAAUGUAUGUGACCGAUGUAGCUAGCAAGCAUUCUAGCUUGCUAACUAUUACCUAGCUCAUGUAAACAAAAACGAAUGUUUUAAAAAAAAAAAAACACAGGAAAAACGAAUGUUAUCAAAUACACUGGAUAUUUUCAUUUAGUUAUUAAGCACAUAUGCAGGGUUUGUUUUGUUUUUUGGGGGGUCCAAGCACUUGUAAUUUUGUUUAUGGGAAUGAAUUGUACUUGAUUUUGACCAGGAUUCUACACUCGUGACUGUAAAUAUACAGAUUGGAGGAUGGCCUCAGUGUUUGAUGGGUCGUUUGGGAAUGAAUCACUCUUUCUUAACGAUUCUUUUAAGUGAUUCGGGCAACUCGAUUCACAGGAAUGAACGAAUCCAAAGUUGGCCUCUCAACACAUUAAUAGAUGUUUUUAUUAUUAUUAUUAUUAUUAUUAAAACCAUGUAGUGUUAUCACGUUCCUCUCUGACAGGAGAGUCAGAAUGAAAUCAGUGAUCGAAUUGAAUCCAUCAGUGAAGCACACGUUAGUGUCCCUGAAAAAGCGAAAUGAAGAAAGCUCUCAUGUCAUGUCAUGCCACCUACACCUGUUUUCACUGAAAUGACCUUGGUAAAGUUUUUUUUUUAAUGCUUGUGGAACUGCCUGGAAAUCUGUUCCAGCUUUUAAAAUAUUAAUAAAUGCCCACGAGGGACUGCAGGGCUCUUCACUAACAAAGUCCGAAAAGCUCAGAAAACUGCUAGUGCUCAAAGUUUCUUGAGGAAUUUUGAGAGACAGAAAAAUUCAGAAGAACUUCAGCAGCUGUAGGAGGUGAGUGCGUUUCAUAUUCAUGUUUCGACAUGCUUAAAAUCCAAUAUUCAUAUCAAGGGCCUUCGGUGAAUCUAAAUUGCAAUUUAAAGGCACACAUAUUCCGACUCCUACACCGCCUACGUCUUCAGGAGUGUUUUGCACAGGAGAAUUUUCUCGACUUGUCCAGUGAGGCUAAGUGCAUGCUGUAACUCCUUUCUAUUUUAUUACAAAGAAAAUCUGGACUUAUGUAUGAAUGUACCUUGGUGAGACUGUCUGAUUAUUAACUGUGCUGUAAAAUGGCCAUUUAACGCAACACUAUUUCAGGGAAAGAUCAUGGCUGUGUCAGGAGAGGUAUAUAACAACUUCACACAACCGUGUAGCGCCUAGCUAAUCGGUGCGACAGCUUGUAUAAAACAGCAGGAUUUCACGAUUUUACGGUCGCAGAAAUGAACGCGAAAUCAAGCAAACUCCGCAAUAUUCAAAUGAACAAUGAACAGAUUUUCCACAGAUUUGUGCCAAGACGUGUCAUGUGACGUCAUCACAUCACGCAUUCAGCUAAUACCCUCUUCGAUUCGUGCGUCGAACAUGAGUACAGCUAGAAGGACUCAUUUACCAACAAACAUCACUGCGAAAGACAAUUCAAGUGGUUUUCUGCAAAAAAGCACAACAUAGACUCGCAAAUUCCUGUACGGACUGACUAUAUAUAUAUAUAUAUAUCACCAAUAUGCUGGUUCUCUAAGUUACUGUAGCCUAUUUAUUAGCUAGCUAACAGCCUGGUAGUAAUUAGCAAGUGAUUAGCGAGUAGAAAAAGUAGGCUUUUUGUCAUCAUGCCAUCAUCUGAAUGUAUUGCAAGUGCGCAGCCAUUUCUCAUUGUUAAAGGUGACAAGAUGAUAUGAUACAAAAAUAAUGACAUCAUGAUACUUGAAGAUAUUUCGACAAUACACAGUAUGCAUCACAAUAUCCAGGUUUGCUAACAAUGUGCUGAAGAGUUUUUUGAGUCUUUUAUGUGGUUGUUUAAUUUAAACUUAUUGCAAUAUGGAAUCGUGUUCUAGUAAGAACAGGCUGAUGUUGACGCCGGCAUUUGGGGCAGAACCCGUGUUGAUCAUAAUAACAUCAAACGCCAUCGUUCGGUCACCGAAGCCGUUCUGUUACAGUGAUCGUCUGUAAAUAUCAGUGUUGUGUCUUUUACCAUCAAGCUGAUGAAUAAAGUCAUUAAACUGGA
Ictalurus punctatus (channel catfish) is the source of this 3502-nucleotide messenger RNA. RefSeq names its product melanocortin 5a receptor (gene mc5ra). Gene Ontology annotation, cellular component: membrane. The coding region runs from base 211 to 1209 and encodes 332 amino acids. The record is from RefSeq and is a predicted model, not a curated record. The transcript is spliced from 2 exons. Gene Ontology annotation, molecular function: melanocortin receptor activity. Lineage: Eukaryota; Metazoa; Chordata; Actinopteri; Siluriformes; Ictaluridae. Gene Ontology annotation, biological process: G protein-coupled receptor signaling pathway.